CUUGAUCUUGUUCAUCAGUCUCUUAAACUCUCCAACAUGAAAACCAUCGUGUUAUUGAUCGCCGUUGUUGCGGCGCUGGUUCCAGCGGAAGCAGUCAGCAUCUAUCAGAGAGGACUAGAUGAAGUAGUCAGCUCAGUAUGGUCUCCAGUAGACCCUAUAGGGCAGGAAGUGCCAAAUAUUGAUAUCAUUGUGGCCAGAAAGAAGCGUGCCCUUUUCCUAAUCAGUAAAAUUAUCAACAAAGGAGUAAAAGACUUGAACAAAGUUGUAGACAGUUUGCAAGACGUAACAAACAAAGUUGUUGAUACUACGCAAGAAGUAGUAAAAGAUAUAUUAGGAAUAAAUAAAGAUAAGCCUGCUCAGGAGAAACCUGCUGUUGAGGAACCUGCAGUUGAGGACCCUGCUGUUGAGGAACCUGCUGUUGAGGAACCUGCUGUUGAGGAACCUGCUGAAGAGGAACCUGCUGUUGAGGAACCUGCUGUUGAGGAACCUGCUGUUGAGGAACCUGCUGUUGAGGAACCUGCUGUUGAGGAACCUGCUGUAGAGGAACCUGCUGUUGAAGAACCUGCUGUUGAGGAACCUGCUGUUGAGGAACCUGCUGUUGAGGAACCUGCUGUUGAGGAACCUGCUGUUGAGGAACCUGCUGUUGAGGAACCUGCUGAAGAGGAACCUGCUGUUGAGGAUCCUGCUGUUGAGGAACCCGCUGCUGAGGAACCUGCUGUUGAGGAACCCGCUGCUGAGGAACCUGCUGUUGAGGAACCUGCUGAUGAGGAACCUGCUGUUGAGGAACCUGCUGAUGAGGAACCUGCUGUUGAGGAACCUGCUGUUGAGGAACCUGCUGCUGAGGAGCCUGCUGUUGAGGAACCUGCUGUUGAGGAACCUGCUGAGGAGGAACCUGCUGUUGAGGAAGCUGCUGACGCCGAGGCAUCUUCUGAUAAUGAAUCUGCUGAUGCCGAGGCAUCUUCUGAUAGUGAAUCUGUUGCCGAGGAUUCUUCUGAUAUUGAAUCUGCUGAUGCCGAGGCAUCUUCUGAUAGUGAAUCUGUUGCCGAGGAUUCUUCUGAUAUUGAAUCCGCUGCCGAGGAUUCUUCUGAUAUUGAAUCCGCUGCCGAGGAUUCUUCUGAUAUUGAAUCUGCUGCCGAGGAUUCUUCUGAUAUUGAAUCUGCUGAUGCCGAUGCAUCUUCUGAUAGUGAAUCUGCUGAUGCCGAUGCAUCUUCUGAUAGUGAAUCUACUGACGCCGAAGCAUCUUCUGAUAGUGAAUCUGCUGAUUCCGUGGCAUCUGCUGAUGUUGAGGAAUCUACUUCUUAAACUGUUUCCAACCAC
Messenger RNA from Spodoptera litura, 1317 nucleotides. RefSeq lists its product as uncharacterized. The record is from RefSeq and is a predicted model, not a curated record. NCBI's taxonomy places the organism in Eukaryota, Metazoa, Arthropoda, Insecta, Lepidoptera, Noctuidae.